Molecule: messenger RNA, 1591 nt
Organism: Daucus carota subsp. sativus
Lineage: Eukaryota; Viridiplantae; Streptophyta; Magnoliopsida; Apiales; Apiaceae
Product: aspartic proteinase nepenthesin-1
Exons: 1
Coding region: 136-1488 (450 amino acids)
Biological process (GO): proteolysis
Cellular component (GO): extracellular region
Molecular function (GO): aspartic-type endopeptidase activity
Source: RefSeq, a predicted model, not a curated record
UCUCCCACUUUUUUGGCAAUCACGUUACAUACGUUCUAACACUUCGUACUCAAAGACCUCUUCUCCCACUUAAAAAACUUCUAUAUAUAUUUCCACUUUCUUACACAACAUUCCCUCAGCCACUUGAUCACAACCAUGUCUUCAUUCUCUUCACUCAUCUUCCUAACCCUGUCGUUAACUCUCCUGUUCUUAAUCUCCCCAGCCGAUUCGACAUCGAGACGAGCUCUAAACAAAUCGAUUAAAACACCUGGCAUCAAGAUCACCUUAACGCACCGCGAUUAUGGCAAGAAUUUAACCAAAAUUGAGCUCUUCGAACGCGCAAUCAAGCGCGGGAAAAACAGGCUACAAAGGCUUAACAAAUUGUCGUCGUAUUCGAUAGCGGUUGAGACGACAAAAUCAUCGUCAGCGAAGUCGAAAGUGCAUGCGGGAAGCGGCGAGUAUUUAAUGGACAUAGCGAUUGGAACUCCAGCCGAAUUAUAUUCAGCGAUUUUGGAUACGGGGAGUGAUUUAAUAUGGACGCAAUGCAAGCCUUGUGACGAGUGUUUCGAUCAGGCGACGCCGAUUUUUGAUCCGUCGAAAUCGUCUUCGUAUUCGGCGAUACCGUGUUCGAAUAAACUAUGCACGGCUCUACCGACGUUUACUUGCGGCAAAAGUAAACAGUCUUGCGAGUAUCUUUACACCUACGGUGAUCAGUCCUCGACCGAAGGCGAAUUGGCGACCGAGACUUUCACGUUCGGGAAAGUCUCAGUCCCGAACAUCGGUUUCGGUUGCGGUUCGGAUAACGAGGGCAGCGGGUUCAGCCAGGGGGCCGGACUCGUUGGCCUCGGGAGAGGCCCGCUCUCGUUAAUUUCGCAAAUGGACGAGCCAAUUUUCUCGUAUUGUUUAACAUCGAUUGAUGACGAAACUAGUACGAGUACACUUUUCAUGGGGCAAGCCGCGAGCGCGCAAUCCAAAUCUGACGGAAAAAUGAUAUCGACUCCACUCAUAAAAAACCCAUCAUUCCCUUCCUUUUAUUACCUUUCACUCAAAGGCAUCACAGUGGGCGACACAAAGCUAUCAAUCGAUGAGUCCGUCUUCGCACUCAACGACGCGGACGGGAGCGGAGGCCUCAUCAUCGACUCUGGCACCACCAUCACGUACCUCGAAGAAUCCGCAUUCGACGAAAUAAAAAAAGAGUUCGUUUCACAAACAAAGUUACCCGUAGACGACUCUGGCUCAAUGGGCCUCGACGUCUGCUUCAAAUUACCCGCAAACGUUGACAGCGUCGAGGUCCCGAAACUAUUAUUCCAUUUCGACGGAGGGAGUCUCGAUUUGCCAGCCGAGAACUACAUGAUUGCGGAUUCGAGUAUCGGAGUUGUGUGUUUAGCCAUGGGGAGUUCACAAGGAAUGUCGAUAUUCGGGAAUGUGCAGCAGCAGAAUAUGAUGGUGCUUCAUGAUCUCAAGGCUCAGACGUUGUCUUUCAUGCCAACUGAGUGUGAUAAGUUGUGAUCAUGUUAGUACUUGAGUUGUGUGUUGUUACGGACGUUAUGCAUGCGUUUCUUGUUUGAUUGUUGAUUCUAUUAUGUUUAUAUACAGAAAGGAUUUAAGGCUA